GUAAUUAUUAAGAAAUCUAAAAAACCUGUCGGAUCCAGUUGAGUCCAAACCAAGUCCCCACGUCGAACGCAUUCCAUUCAAUUCUACUUCUCCCUUUUCGAAAAAUCCCAACGAUUCUCACCUUCUCCCCCCUCACUCCCAUUGGUACUCCCUUGAGUACUUCCAACUCCUCUCUCUCACUACAAUGCCAGCCUCUGGCAAGAACCACUCCCUCACGCCGCCGCCGAAACCAACGCCGGUAGUCUCCGGCAGCAAGACCCCCCGGCCCCCCGACGACGACUCUCUCUCCCACCACCUCACCUCCAAGACCUCGCUGCUCGGCCUGAAGCUCUACAUUGUCAUCGCAAUCUCCCUCGCUUGUCUGGUCGUGAUCUUCCUCUCGAUCUGCAUCUGCCUCCGUUCGAAGCGGAAAAAGUCCAAGCGCCGCAGGAUGAACGGUUCGGAUCGCUACCGUCCCAAGGAGAUUGUUGCCGGAAUCAACGGCUCAGAUCGCGCGGAGGAGUUCAAAAUAAUGAAUUACGAGGAGGAGGAGGAGAAGAUUUCUGAAGUGGAACAGGGGAGAUUGGGCGGGGGCAAAAUUGGAAGUUUUGGAAGCAACGGGUCGAGUUUAAGUGGGACGACGACGACGACGUCGGCGGCAGCGGCGGCGCGGGCUGGGGAAGGGAUGGGGUGGGGCAGGUGGUACAGCUUGAGGGAGCUGGAGAUGGCGACGGGUGGAUUUGCCGAAGGGAAUGUGAUUGGGGAAGGGGGGUACGGCGUCGUUUACAGAGGGGUUUUGGGCGAUGGGUCUGUGGUUGCUGUGAAGAAUCUUCUGAAUAAUAAGGGUCAGGCAGAGAGGGAGUUUAAAGUGGAAGUAGAAGCAAUUGGAAAAGUAAAGCAUAAGAACUUGGUGAGUUUGAUUGGGUAUUGCGCAGAAGGAGAAAGAAGGUGCCUCGUGUACGAGUACGUAAACAAUGGCAAUUUGGAACAGUGGUUACACGGUGAUGUUGGGCCUGUCAGUCCUCUAACUUGGGAUAUUCGAAUGAGGAUUGCAGUUGGGACGGCAAAAGGACUAGCAUAUUUGCAUGAAGGCUUGGAACCCAAAGUUGUUCACCGUGAUGUGAAAUCUAGUAACAUUCUUCUUGAUAGAAAAUGGAAUGCAAUGGUGUCAGAUUUUGGACUGGCCAAGCUCUUGGGACCUGAGAAAAGCUAUGUGUCUACACGAGUGAUGGGAACAUUCGGAUAUGUCUCUCCAGAGUAUGCAAGUACAGGUAUGCUCAAUGAGAGGAGUGAUGUGUAUAGUUUUGGAGUUCUACUCAUGGAAAUAAUUACAGGAAGGAUUCCAGUUGAUUAUUCGAGGCCACCAGGAGAGAUGAACUUGGUUGAUUGGUUUAAAAAUAUGGUGGCAAGUCGACGCGGCGAAGAGUUGGUGGACCCCCUGAUUGAAGUACAGCCCCCUCCGAGAGCUUUGAAGAGGGUAUUGUUAGUUUGCCUUCGCUGUAUAGAUUUGGAUGUUAAAAAGCGACCAAAGAUGGGGCAAGUCGUACAUAUGCUGGAGGAAAAUGAGUUCCAUUUUCGAGCUGAACCCCGCUCAAACAGAGAUACAUCACCUCUCAACUCCCCAGCGGCUAGCUAUGACUCAUAACCUUUCUGCGUGCAUCCAAGGAUGUAGAGUGGGUACGUGGUGAUGCCCAAAGAUCAAGAUAGAGAUGAACACUCUCUGCUGAAGACGCGAGGCAUGGAAAGGUAAAAUAUUUUUGCGGAGUGUAUAUUAUUUCUGGCACUGAUUUACAAAGAGGGAUCACAUUGUUUUAUCUUUAUCCUUCAACACAUGCCCUUUCAUUUUUUUGUAAGAUAUUCAACUCAGCCAUGUAAAUACAUGCUGGUUUCCCUCAUUGGUAGAAUUUAUCAGCUCCUUUGGAAGUUACCAAAA
Rhododendron vialii is the source of this 1912-nucleotide messenger RNA. Its product is annotated as probable receptor-like serine/threonine-protein kinase At4g34500. The record is from RefSeq and is a predicted model, not a curated record. Bases 185 to 1624 code for a protein of 479 amino acids. Lineage: Eukaryota; Viridiplantae; Streptophyta; Magnoliopsida; Ericales; Ericaceae. Gene Ontology annotation, biological process: protein phosphorylation. Gene Ontology annotation, molecular function: ATP binding; protein kinase activity. The transcript has 7 exons.